This is a messenger RNA of Sitophilus oryzae (rice weevil), 899 nucleotides long. RefSeq lists its product as uncharacterized. The transcript has 2 exons. Lineage: Eukaryota; Metazoa; Arthropoda; Insecta; Coleoptera; Curculionidae. The record is from RefSeq and is a predicted model, not a curated record. Bases 29 to 895 code for a protein of 288 amino acids.
AAUUGUGUAAUUACAUUUUUUAAACAAUAUGAAUCUGAAAAAUGUGUUUCAAUUUCUCGAAUUGGUGCCUAAAGUUCAACACGAGAUCAAAGAGCAAGGCGAAAUUCAAUUUAAACACAUUAUAACUUGCCUCAAAGUUAUUUCACAUCUUUUGGAAAUAACAAGAAAGCAAAUGAGUCGGGGCCUAGAUAAGGAUAUGAAAGUUAUUUUAGAUUUUGCUCAAAUAAACCAAAAUACAGAGGAUACAGAAUAUUAUUUCCUUGAUAUAAAUAAAAUUCUUCCAAUACUUCAAUAUCGCAUUUGCAACGAGCAUGAUUUAAAUACAUGCGUGCUAAAACUUUUUAAUGAUAGUUUAACAUAUAUAAUUAAUAUGCUUCUUGAAUAUGAAAUGAUGGAUGCUUUUGAUGUUUUUUCGAAUUUGAAAGAUGCGAUUUUUGCAUUUUCUAAUGCAGUUGUACUUUUGGAAACAAAAUUAUUCAAAGAAGCUGUCAUUCAUUUUGCAAACGACUUGGUCAAAAUAUUAACGUCCUGCCACUUUUCUAUUGAUCAAACCAAUGUUAAGAUCCGUUGUAUUAUAAGCAAAAUUAUAACAGAAAUUGCAAGCCUGCCUGUCUUUGAAGACGCAGUUUUACGCCUUCUGCUAAGGAGAUUAAAGAAUAUAUUGUCUUAUUUUGAAGCAAAUGAAGAUUUCGACUGUUUAACUUGCCCAACAGUAUCUAUCCUGGAAUUUUUAUUAUACACAAGUAAAAUAAUCUUGCAGAAGUCUUCUCAUUUUGGGAUACAUUCGGAUUCCAAUUUGAUAGUACAGUUUAGAUAUACUGUCGAGAGUAUUAAUAGAGUUUUACAUACAAAAAUUCCAAAUGUACUUAAAAAUGUUUUAGAAUACAUUGAUUAAUAUC